AUGUAAAAAUAAUGUUAUUGUGAAUAACAUAACAUCUUAGAUAGUUUUAUUUGUUAUGUUUGUCAUAAGAAUCAUCAUUGGCAAUGUUAUGAUUAUCAAAUAACAGAUAAAUAACCAUAAUAACUUAGAUGUCUUUAAUGUUCUUUAACUGCAAAUAAUCCAUUGAUGUAAUUUGAAGUAAAUUUUCACUAAAAAUAUUAGACGUUCAUUAAGUUAAACAAUAAAUUUAAUGUUGCUAUAAUUAAGAAACCUACUUAAUUACUAGAGAAAGUAUUCUCAUUUGAAGUGAAUCAAUAUUAUGAAGAACUUAAGAAAAAAUCUAUAAUCCUUGCAAUAUUUUGUACUAAAACAAAAGAACCAAAAAAAUUGUAUGAAUGGCCAAGUAAAAAUGUAUAUGUUGAAUUAAACAAUUAACAUCAUAUUGCAUAUCAUUUAAAUGAUUAUGGAUAUAUGUAUAUCUAAUUAUAAAAUAUUAUAAUUUUAGACCAUCAACUUGUUUAUAAUGGGGAGUAAAUACAUUAAAAGUAAAAAUUGGUGAAGAUGUAGAAUGUAAUUCUUUACUUGGUAUUGUAUUGGUUAAAAGUAUUAAAAUAUCAGAAUUAAAGAGUAAAUUAUUAGAUGUUGGAAGAGAGAAAAUAAUAGACUCAAUUAUUACUUAAUAAAAGUAAUAAUAUUAAGAUAAGAUUAAGUCAUUAUCAUGUAUUAUAUUAAUUUAAAUUUUAGUAAUUGAUGAUACUCUAUAGGAUACAUUGUUUUCAGUAAAAUUAAUAGAUGGAAUUACUAUGUAAUAAUUAGAAAUUCCAGUAAGAGGAAAAUAAUGUUAACAUUUUGAUUGUUUUGAAUUGAAUGCUUAUUUAACAAUUAAUGAAAAACCAAAUGAAAAUAGAUGGAAAUGUCCAAUAUGUAAUUAACUUGUUCCAUAUGACUAAUUAUAAGUAGAUUAUGUAUUGGUUGAUAUUUUACAUGAAAUCAAAUGUGAUCAUCCAAAAAUAUUUCAUAAAUUAUAAAGAGUUUAAUUAAAUCAAUAUUUGGAAUAUAAGAUUGAUGAAAAGUACAUUGAAGAGGAAGUAUAGAUUAAGAGAUAUUUAAUGAAUACUUAAGCUUUAUCAUAAACUGUUAAAAUUAAUAAUGUGAUUUUGGAAAAGGCAGCUGAUUCUGUAGUUAAAUUUAUAUAAGAAUUUCAAAGGAAAGACAAUUAUUCAAGUUCUCUUAUAACAUUUAAAUCUGCUAGAAAGUUAUUACAAAAAUUUCAUAAAAAAGAAUUAUUUAAAAAUUUAGAAAAUAAUUAAAUAUAAUUAUCUAAAUUUUUUAUUGAUAUGUUUGAUUUAUCUAAUUACUACAAAACCUUUAUUUUUGAAGAAUAAAUAGAAUUAUAAUAUUAUGAAUCAUUGUAAGAUUUUGAAUUAAUUUGUAAAACUAUCUAUUAAUAAACUGUAAGUGGAUUAUUUAUUUAUUUUAUUAAAUUAUUUCAUCCUACAGUAUAAAGAAUGACUCAAUCAAUGGCUAUAUUAUGUACUUAAUUAAAUGUUAAACCUGCCUUAAUUCAUUCUAAAAAGAUGCUUGAACUUAUUUUAGCAACUACUUAUGAUAAAUAAUAAAAAACAUCUUUAGGAUACAAUUUUAAAUAAAUAUGUUGUAUGAGUAAAAUGAAAAGAGAUGAAUAUUACAAUAAUGUUUUGUAUUUAUCAUAAAUGUUAAGUUUUGUAUUUUAUAAUACUGAAACUAGUAGUUUCUUUAUUGUAAGGAAUUGUAUAAAUUUAAGCAAUAUUUUUGAUUUAUUUUAUUUUUAAGAUAAAGGAAAAGAAGAUAAUUAGAUGGAUGAUUAUUAAUUAACUAUAAAAUUGAUUAAAGAAGUUUAUAGUUUGAAAAUUAUUAAGGAGAAUCCAAAUAUAUUAGAUAUAUUAAGACUUAUUUUAUAUUUAUUAAAUAAAAGUAAAUAUUAUAAUAAAUAAUAAUAGGAGAUCGCAAAUUUGAAAACAUUUUAGAUUCAUUCAAAGAAUAUAAUUUAGGAGAUGUAAAGAAUAAAUUUAAAAAUAUGGAAUUUAAUGGAGAAUACUAUUAUUUAUGA
This is a messenger RNA of Paramecium primaurelia, 2068 nucleotides long. The record is from the annotation of a GenBank genome assembly. Lineage: Eukaryota; Ciliophora; Oligohymenophorea; Peniculida; Parameciidae.